This is a messenger RNA of Cyprinus carpio (common carp), 2179 nucleotides long. It is a transcript of the gene keap1a, whose product is annotated as kelch like ECH associated protein 1a. The record is from RefSeq and is a predicted model, not a curated record. Gene Ontology annotation, molecular function: protein binding. NCBI's taxonomy places the organism in Eukaryota, Metazoa, Chordata, Actinopteri, Cypriniformes, Cyprinidae.
AUGAUAUGUCCAAGAAAGAAGAGGCCCAUCAAAGAUGAGGAUUUCUCUGCCAUCGUGGUGCCCUCCAUGAGGGGUCAUGGUUACUUGGAUUACACAGUUGAAAGUCAUCCCUUUAGAGCCAUGCAGAUCAUGGACGAGCUCCGCCAUCAUGAGUUGCUCUGUGAUCUGGUUCUACAUGUAACUUACAAAGACAAGAUAGUGGAUUUUAAGGUGCAUAAACUGGUGCUGGCUGCCUGCAGUCCUUACUUCAAAGCCAUGUUCACCAGUAACUUCAAGGAAUGCCAUGCCUCGGAGGUCACCCUGCGAGACGUGUGCCCUCAGGUCAUCAGCCGCCUCAUUGACUUUGCCUACACCUCCCGUAUAACAGUGGGCGAGAAGUGCGUUCUUCACGUCCUCUUGACUGCGAUGCGCUAUCAGAUGGAAGAGGUGGCCAAAGCGUGCUGCGAUUUCCUCACGAAGAACCUGGAGCCAUCAAAUGUCAUAGGCAUCUCGAGAUUUGCGGAGGAGAUUGGCUGCACCGAUCUGCACCUUCGCACACAAGAGUAUAUCAACACUCACUUCAGUGAGGUAACCAAAGAGGAAGAGUUCUUCAGUUUGUCCCAUUGCCAGCUUCUGGAGCUGAUCAGUCAGGACAGUCUAAAGGUGCUCUGUGAGUCCGAGGUCUACAAGGCCUGCAUCGACUGGGUUCGCUGGGAUGCAGAAAGCCGAGCGCAGUACUUCCAUGCCCUACUCAACGCGGUCCACAUCUAUGCCCUUCCACCCACAUUCCUCAAAAGACAACUGCAGUCCUGUCCCAUCCUCAGCAAGGCCAACUCUUGCAAGGACUUCUUGUCCAAGAUCUUCCAGGAGAUGGCUCUUCGAAAACCCCUGCCGCCAGCUCCUCAUCGUGGGACGCAGCUCAUCUACAUAGCAGGAGGUUACAAGCAACACUCUCUGGACUCUCUGGAAGCCUUCGACCCACGGAAGAAUGUCUGGAUAAAUCUAGCUGACAUGGGAUCUCCUUGUAGCGGGCUCGGGGCAUGUGUGUUGUUCGGGCUCCUUUAUACGGUCGGGGGACGGAAUCUCUCUCUCCAGAACAACACGGAGUCUAGAUCUUUGUCCUGCUAUAACCCCAUGACUAACCAGUGGACCCAGCUGGCUCCGCUCAACACACCCAGAAACCGAGUGGGUGUCGGGGUCAUUGACGGCAGCAUUUAUGCCGUAGGGGGUUCACAUGCCUCUACACAUCACAACAGCGUUGAGAGGUAUGACCCAGAGACAAACCGCUGGACAUCUGUGGCCCCUAUGUCAGUGGCGCGGCUGGGGGCCGGUGUCGUCGCGUGUGGGGGAAGUCUGUAUGUGGUUGGAGGAUUCGACGGGGACAACCGAUGGAACACGGUUGAGCGCUAUCAACCAGACACGAACACCUGGCAGCACGUGGCACCUAUGAACACAGUUCGGAGCGGUCUCGGGGUGGUGUGUAUGGAUAACUACCUCUAUGCAGUUGGUGGCUAUGAUGGUCAAACCCAGCUCAAAACGAUGGAGAGAUAUAAUGUCACUCGAGACGUGUGGGAACCCAUGGCCUCUAUGAACCACUGCCGCAGUGCACAUGGAGUCACAGUCUACCAAUGCAAGAUUUAUGCGUUAGGUGGAUUUAAUCAGGGGGGUUUCUUGUCCAGUGUGGAGUGCUACUGUCCAGGCAGUAAUGUAUGGACGUAUGUAACAGAUAUGCCCGUUGAGCGCAGUGGAAUGGGUGUUGCUGUAACCAUGGAACCCUGUCCUGGAAUCCUGCCAGAGGAGGAUGAGGACGAGGAGAUGUAAUGUAGAAGUUUGACCUGUGAACUUGUGCCAUUUUGAAAAAAGCACAUGUUGCAUUUCCUUCAAACGACUUAAUGCAUGUAAUGCCAAUAAGGACAUUUGUAUGUAAUUUAGGUUCAUUUGAAUUUUUUUUUUUUUUGAUAGAUCUUCCUUCUCUACAAAGUGUGUGUGAUUUAAAGAGAGAAACGUUGAUAAUCACUGGAUUAAUGAACCUCUGAUCACUUUAUAUGGACUAAAUGAAUAUCCUGUGACUGAGACACACACAAUAAUUUUGUUGAACUGCUAAAUACGUAAUUUUGUGAGCUCGUUCUAUAAUACUUUUCAUGCCUGUAAAUGCACUUUUUAAUGUGCAUACCUGAUUAAACACUGAUAUCUAAAGAAA